Messenger RNA from Saccoglossus kowalevskii, 556 nucleotides. RefSeq names its product mixed lineage kinase domain-like protein. The record is from RefSeq and is a predicted model, not a curated record. Lineage: Eukaryota; Metazoa; Hemichordata; Enteropneusta; Harrimaniidae. Gene Ontology annotation, molecular function: protein kinase activity; ATP binding. Gene Ontology annotation, biological process: cell surface receptor signaling pathway; protein phosphorylation; necroptotic signaling pathway.
AUGGCGGACACUGCGCUGCAAGUUUUGCAAGUUGCUCGCGAUAUUUACGCUAUUGCUCAAGAAGUGAAGGCAAACAAAGAGCGUAGUUUACGGUUCUCGAUUCGUGUACAAUGUCUGGUUGAUCCUCUCAAAUGCAUUCGGGAUUUGAAUGACACAGAUUCUGCAACUUAUGAAGAUGCCCUGAUCAAGCUCGACACAUGCCUGCAAGAAGCGAAAGAGUUUCUUCUUGAAUUCAAGAAAGCCCACGCCGUCAUUAAGCUUUGGAAACGAGGAGACUAUAAGGACGAGUUUGAUAACUUCAAUAAGCGACUGGAUGGCCUUGCUUCGGCGCUGUCUUUGGGAUUGGAAGCAGCUACAAAGGCCAGAAUUGAUGAGAUGUUUGAACAACAACGAAAGCUCCAGGAAGACCAUAAAGACAAAGAAAAGGAUUGGCAACAAAUAGUGGAUGUAUUAGAGGACCUAAGCGAAGGUCAGCAAAAGAUGGGGGAUGAAUUGGAUUCUGGAUUUAGAAGUUUGCGGGAUAAACUAGAUGAAUCUCAGAAGAAUGAGAAAAUGG